AGGGGGGGGGUCACACGCAGGGACCCCCAGGAAAUCAGAGGGACCUUCAGGGCCGGGGGGGUUGGGGACACGCGGGGACACCCCGGGACCUCGGCAGUGGGGAGGGGUCUCUGUCCAGCUCCACCGGAGCCCCCCGGCCGGAGCUGGGGCACUGCCCGUGGUGGGGGUCUCGCAGGGGUGGCCCGGGGCUCCUUCACGGUGGCGGCCUGGCCGCGGGUGGCCGUGGUGGCCUUCGGGGGCUCGGUGACCGUCAACUGCAGCCGCAGCGCCUGCCCGGGGGACAACGCCACGCUGGGGCUGGAGACCCCCCUGCCCGCCACCCCCGCGGCCGGGGGGCUGCGCUGGCAGAGCUUCCGGCUGCACAACGUGUCCCGCUGGGACCCCGGGCCCCUCACCUGCUCCGGACGCUGCGGCGACACCGAGGCCAACGCCAGCGCCGGCGUCCUCGUGUACCAGCUGCCGGAGCGGGUGGAGCUGGAGCCGGUGGCGCCGGUGGCGGUCGGGGACAGCCGGACCCUGACGUGCCGCGUGCUGGGGGUGGCACCGCUGCGGAACCUGACGGUGACGCUGCGGCGCGGCGCCGAGACGCUGCGCACCGAGAGCUUCGGCGACGCCGAGGGCAGCGCCAGCGUGGCCGUGAGCCACCUGCUGACCGCCACCCGCGGCGACCACGGCCAGCACGUCACCUGCCACGCCGAGCUGUCCCUGCGGCCACACGGGCCCCUGUUCGCCCGCGCCGCUGCCCCCGUCACGCUCUCGGUGUUCGCUCUCCCGGAGCCCCCGCAGCUCCAGGCCCCGGCCAUCCUCGAGGCCGGCACCGCGGCCACCGCCCGCUGCCGCAUCGCCGGCGCCUUCCCGGCCGGGGACACCCGCGUCACGGCCGCGCUGGGCCCGGAGCCGCUGAACGUCACGGUGGCGGUGGCCGGGGACACGGUGACGGCCAGCGCGGAGCUGUCCCCGCGCAGCCCGGGCCCGCGGGAGCUGAGCUGCACGGCCGCCGUGGCCUCGGCGGCGCGGACGGCGCGGAGGCAGCUCCACGUUUACCGGUUCCCCGCGCCCGCCCUGGAGCUGAGCCCGGCCCCGGCGGCGGCGGGCAGCGAGGUGACGGUGACAUGCCACGCCGGGGCCACCGAGCCGCCCGCGGCGCGGCUGCAGCUCCGCGAUGCGGACGGCGGGGUCCUGGCCGAGGGCCCGCAGCCCCGGCUGCAGCUCCGGCUGCUCGCCCGGCGCGACGACGACGGCCGAGAAUUCCGCUGCCGGGCCAGCCUGGCCGUGGGCGACAGCGUGGUGACAAAGGACGCGGAGGCGCGGCUCGCCGUGCUCUAUCUGCCCGAAAUCCCGGCCAGCGGCUGCCCCGGCAACCGCACGUGGGUGCGGGGCUCGCGGGAAGCGCUGUCCUGCCUCGCCACCGGCAACCCCGCGCCCACCGUGGUGUGCGGCCGCGACGGCGUCGCCGUGGCCACCGGCGAGCCCGAGCCGGUGACCCGCGCCCGCGCCGGGACCUACCUGUGCAACGCCACCAACGCGCUGGGGACGCGCAGCCGCCGCGUCACCGUCCGCGUGGAGUAUGAGCCCACGCUGUCCGAGGCGGGGUGUCCGGCACGCCGGGUCUGGCUGGAGGGGCAGCGGCGGCAGCUGGAGUGUCGCGCCGACGGGGACCCCCCGCCCAGCACGCGCUGCGCCCGCGACGGUGGCACCCGCGACGGUGACACCAGCCACGGUGGCACCAGCCACGGUGGCACCAGCCACGGUGACACCCGCCUCUGUGUCCCCCCCCAAGAUGAGCCCACGCUGUCCGAGGCGGGGUGUCCGGCACGCCGGGUCUGGCUGGAGGGGCAGCGGCGGCAGCUGGAGUGUCGCGCCGACGGGGACCCCCCGCCCAGCACGCGCUGCGCCCGCGACGGUGGCACCAGCCACGGUGACACCAGCCACGGUGACACCAACCACGGUGGCACCAACCACGGUGGCACCCGAGACGGUGACACCAACCACGGUGACACCAACCACGGUGACACCAACCACGGUGGCACCCGCGACGGUGGCACCCGAAAUGAUGGCACCAACCCCGGUGGCACCCGCGACGGUGACACCGAUCACGGUGGCAUCGACCACGGUGGCACCAACCACGGUGACACCAGCCACGGUGGCACCCAGCACGGAGGAGUCGCCCGCGGCCGCGUGGUCACCCGGGCCGAUGGCGGCCGCUACGUGUGCAGGGCCACCAACAGGCACGGGGUGGCCGUGAGGAGCGUCCUUGUCACCGUGGAGUGUGAGUGUGACACCGGGGACGGGAGGGGACACCGGGCUGGGGAUAGGGGAUGGGAUGAGGAUGGGGAUGAGGCCGAGCCCGGCUGUGCUCGCACCGCUCCCGCCGGCGCCGGGGCCGCUCCCGGUGGAUCCCGGGCGGGUCGGGGCGGUCCCACGGGGGUCCCCCGGCCCCAUCACCGCCUCCCCCGCCGCCUCCCCCCGCCUCCAGACCAGCCGAGCCUCGGCGAGCGCGGCUGCCCCGAGCGGCGCCGGUGGCUGGAGGGGACCCCGGCCGAGCUGGGCUGCGCCGCCAGCGGGAACCCCCCGCCCCGCGUCACCUGCGCCAAGCUGGGCGACCCCGCCAACGCCACCGACAGCCGGGACCCCCCCCGCGCCACCCGCAACGUCACCCGCGCCCACGCCGGCACCUACCAGUGCCGGGCCAGCAACGCGCACGGCGCCGCCGUCCGCAACGUCACCGUGGCCGUGGAGUACGGCCCCGCCGCUGUCACCCUGCGGGUCCUGCCCUCGGCCAACGUCACCCGCGGCGGCGGCUUCACCGUGGACUGCGGCGCCGAGGGGGUCCCGGCGCCCACCUACAGCUGGGCGCUGCCCCCCGCCCCCAACGCGCGCCUGGCCGCCGACAACCGCUCGGUGACGGUCACCGGGGCCACGGCGGCCAACCGGGGCCUCUACACCUGCACGGCGAGCAACCGGCACGGCCGCAGCGCCGCCAGCGUGGCCGUGAGGGUGGACGAGAGCUGGCUGGCGGCGCUGGCGGCGCUGGGGGCGCUGGGCGCGGUGGCCGCGCUGGCGCUGGCGGCGGCCGGGGGCUUUUACCUGAAGAGCACGGCGUGCAAGAAGGGCGAGUACAACGUGCGCGACGCCGAGGGCUCCUGCGAGGGGGGCGCGGGGGUCUCUGCCCGCUGGCCCCGAGACCCCCCAGAGCCCCCCCAGACCGCCAGCCCCGUCCUCGUGCGGACACCAAAGCCCCCCCAAGCAGCCCAAUUAGCAAUUGAUUAA
Passer montanus (Eurasian tree sparrow) is the source of this 3270-nucleotide messenger RNA. Its product is annotated as intercellular adhesion molecule 5-like. Gene Ontology annotation, biological process: cell-cell adhesion. The annotation marks the transcript as partial. The transcript is spliced from 11 exons. NCBI's taxonomy places the organism in Eukaryota, Metazoa, Chordata, Aves, Passeriformes, Passeridae. Gene Ontology annotation, molecular function: integrin binding. Gene Ontology annotation, cellular component: membrane. The record is from RefSeq and is a predicted model, not a curated record.